UUCAUUACCUCGACUCCUCAGUAUUUAACGCCAGCUAAGAGAUUAUUUUCCAUAUUAUUACUAGGGAGGAUCUCUAUAACACAUCUGCCAAACCUGGAUUUAGUACCUUCUACAGUCUCUACUAAGACUACUACAAGUUUCUAGAGGUUCCAUUGAUUAGUCGAGUUCGUCUAUCUAGUAUAGUAUAAACUACUGGAGUGUCCUGUUUGUGGAUCGUACAAGCCGAGAAGCCGUCCUAAGAUACGGCCAGAGUACUGAUUCAUUAAGUCAUGGCUCAGCAGCUUGCCGUUGUGGUGGUUGUUAUCUGCUUCGUCAUAGCUGUAGAUGCUUCAUACAGUCCAUUUCCGAUACAAUUCAAUGAAGAUGAAAUUUCCAGCCCACCUUUGAAGCCCGAUCACUGGUUAUACGAAGGCGACAUCAUGUUAUCCAAAGAACAAAAUGAAAUGGUAGAGUUUCCCAAGAAGAAAGGAGAAGAAAAACCUUCCAGUGGAAGGGCGUACACUGCUGCUCGUGAAGAGAAGAGGCUGUGGUUUGGAGGUGUGAUACCUUAUGUUAUUGACUGCAGUCUGAAGAACAUGCCAGCUUUAGUAGACAUAGUGAAGGGAGCCAUGAAAGAGUGGCAAUCCAAAACAUGUGUGACGUUUGUGGAGCGAGACAAGGAAGACGACUAUGUACAAAUCAUCCGGGGUACACACUGUUAUAGUACGGUGGGCCGAUCCAAGGGGAAAAAGGUUCUGUCCGUGGGUCAUGGAUGCGAGUAUCAUAACGUGAUGUUACACGAACUAGGUCACGUGAUAGGCUACUGGCACGAGCAGAGCAGGCCUGACAGAGAUGAUCAUAUCAGGAUACUCUGGAAACACAUCGCGCGUGGAUGGGAGAAUUCCUUCUUCAAGCUGAACUGGAAAGCCGUAGAUACGAUGCAAAUGCCCUAUGACUAUUCGAGCAUCAUGCACUAUCCAUUCAACGCCUUCUCUGAAAACUCACAUAAAAGAACAAUCGUGCCACUACGACCUGUAAAGGCGCAACCUUAUAAACAACUCUCACAGCUGGACAUCCACAAGACAAAUAUCCUUUAUAGCUGCUCAAAUAGUCCCGUAGAUAACGAAGUAGAGGUUGACCAACAGGAAUCAUCCGUCGCAGCUUUACGGAGAAAGAAAAGAGCAGUGGUUGCAGAAGAUAUUGAUAGACCAACCACAACAACGAUAAAAUAUAACCAAAGAUCAGUGAUUGCAGAAGAUUUUGAUAGAACAACAACGACAACAACAAACUCCAACCAAAGGUCGUGCACAAAUAAAGUAGGAGACGAAGCCUGUAAAUACUGGGCAGACAAAGGAUUUUGUACCAAGAGGAAAGAUUUCAUGUUGAUUGACUGUAUGAAGAGCUGUAACGCUUGUUCUACAGAGGAAUUUUACCGUGGCACUCAAGUCCCUCGCGCCACUCUCAUAUCUCACGUCUCGCCUUUAAUUCAACAUGGUAAAAGAAUCCUUACAGACGACGAGCGAAGGCAAAAGAGAAGAGAAGCCAAGAAGUUGGCCAAACGGCAAUUAAAAUUAAUGCAGAAAGAAAGACAAGAAAAGUGCAAAGAUAAAUCAAGAUCGUGUGGAUACUGGGCAAAGAAGGGUUUCUGUCAAAUGAGAGAAGAUUUUAUGAAAAAGUAUUGUAUAAAAUCAUGCAAGAAGUGUUACCCAGAAUCAGACGAGUGCAUCGAUCGUGAUAACCGAUGUAAGUCAUGGGCCCGCGAGCGAUACUGUACGCGGUCUAACUACAAAAAAGUGAUGGAAUCAUUCUGCGCCAGGAGCUGUGGACUCUGUGGUGAUCCUGCUAAGAUUUGUUUUGAUAAAGAAAAGCAUAAGUGUCCUAAAUGGAAAGACAACGGGUUUUGCGACUCAGAAGAUAAGGACAUCAAAGAUGCAAUGAAGAUGUUGUGUACCAAGACCUGCCGCUUGUGUGACAAGCACUCUAAGCUUAACAAGAAGUAUGGAUGCACCGACACCUUCAAGACAUGUUACAGAUGGUAUAAACUGGGAUACUGUGAAAGCAGACCACUUUUUAUGAACCAAUACUGUAGAAAGAGCUGUAAGAUUUGCACAAGAAAAGUGGAUAGUAAAAGAUGUCUGGACAACGCUGUUGGUUGUGAGCGGAGGAAAGCCGAUGGAUUUUGCGAGAAGAAAAGAAAGACGAUGAAAUUUUAUUGUAGGAAAACGUGUGGUUUUUGUCACAAACUCGAGCAAAGCCAGCAAGGUCAAGCUGCUGAAAGAGAACCCUGUAAAGAUUUGAACAAGGUUUGCCCAACCUGGGCUGAACUUAAUUACUGCCAAACUAAAGCUCUAUAUAUGGUGAAAUAUUGUAAGAAAAGUUGUAGAAUAUGCGAUGGAAACGGUUCGAAUCUUUACAAACCCUACAGCUAUACUUCACGCCCUAGAAAGCGACCUUGCAUAAAUAGACGCCGUGCUUGUACCUAUUGGGCCCAUAUUGGCAUGUGUCAUAUAAGACCUGAUAUAAUGCUUAAAGAAUGCAAACUUGCAUGUCGUGCUUGUAGACCAGAAAAGAAAGAAGAACAGUAUCCGACGUGCAAGAAUAUCGCAGAUGAUGAUAACUGCGAGCACUGGGCUGCGCUUGGGAAAUGUGUGUCGAGGGCUAACUUUAUGAUUAGCAAUUGCCCUAAAGCAUGCAACGCUUGUCCUUCCAGACCAGUGAAAACAACGCCUGCCAAGCCUGUUGGAAUUUUAUGUAAAUUUUCUUGUAAAAUGUGGCUUGAUAAUGGAUACUGUGAUAAGUGGAAAGAUCGUUGUAGAAGAGCUUGUCUGGCAAAGGGAUGUGACGUCGAAGGCGUCAAACCCGUGGRAACGUGUGCUGAACCAAUGGGUGCUGGAUGGGAUUAUAAACUACCAGAUACUGCCUUCACUGCUUCGUCAACCUUAAUUAACGGUAAAUGGGAUUUCGGUCCCCAUAACGCUCGUCUUUAUAAAGAGGAUGACUUGGUAUAUAAGAAAGUAGGAGGAUGGUGUGCCAAUAAAACUGAAAACCAAUGGCUACAGGUGGACUUAGGGAAACCACGAAUAAUUACUUCCGUAGCAACACAGGGCCGAGAUAAAUUCUUCGAACACGUGAAGUCAUAUGAAUUGGGUUUCAGUGAUGAUGGUAAAACGUUCUAUAAAUACAUGGAAAAGGAAAAAGUUAAGAUAUUAACAGGAAACUGUGAUCAUUUUACGCCAGUCAUAAAUCAGUUACGUAAGCCGCACGUGGCUAGAUACGUUCGCUUUUAUCCCAUCACCCAAAAUUCCGUAUGCAUGCGAGUGGAAGUUUAUGGAUGUAAUGAACUAAUAGGUGAAGCUAAACAUGACUACCCACACAUCGUACAUCUCAGACACUACAGGUCAUAAGCUAUUUUUUUCGAUUUCGUAUCAUUCUUCAUAUAUUUUUACUCAAAAAAAAAUUAAUUCUUUUUGGAGAACAAUAGCACAUAUUUUGCUUAAUUUGAACUUGUAAAUAACCGUACUCCAAGUUUAUUAUUAAUAUAGUUAGUGUUAUGUAAUAAAUUUAGGUUCACCGCACUCUUCAACUGAUAAAUAAAACAAAAUCAUCGUCCUAACAAAUARUAUAACUGGGAUCCCGUUUCAUGAAGAUUGCGUAACUCGUAAGGAAAAGUCCUUCCUUUUCCGCACCAAAACAAGGACGGUUAUCUCUAUGGUUACGCUAUCUUCACGCACUGAAAUAACCUUUAUAGUGGAAAUUAUGUAUGGUUUUCUUAGUAAAAGUAAUGAAAACGGACGAAGGAAAAAGAAAAACACUGGGACUGCGGGAAAGAUUUUGCAGUCAUCAUUUGGCGGCAAACAGUUCUAGUUUGGGACGGGGGGUGCUGUUAGUUAAUUCAACGAAGCACAUACAAAGAUCUGCCAUGUAAGACGGAAGUCUUCCUCUAUGCAGCCGUACUGGCAGGGAGUACAUAUAGAACUAUUUGCUAUUCAUCACUCAACUCCACAUUAUAAUCAGCAGACAAUAAAUCUGUUAAAAAAGGUACUGAAUUAUACAAACCUUUUUUUAAACUUUACUGAUUGUUUAAUUGGUGGCGUGCAUCCUUUGCCAUGAGCCUGAAUGAAAGGACGAAAGACGUGGCCGCCAUGUUGGUUAACAUGACAAAAGACCAAUCUUUAUUUAAAGUCAACCAAAAUGGCUGCUAUAUGACGUCACAUGCACACCAAAAAGUACUUCYACCAGGUUUAUUGUGUGCAACCUACCUUACUUGAUUCUUAAAUAUCAUCAUAAUUCAUAUAUAGCUAGGGUAUUUAACUAAAUGUCCACAAGGUACAUAACUUAUGGUGAAAAGGGUAAUUUUAACUGGGUUGUAAGAAAAUAGAAGACUUUUUAAAAUUAAAGUUGAGUAUUGACAAACAUUUCA
Molecule: messenger RNA, 4399 nt
Organism: Actinia tenebrosa (Australian red waratah sea anemone)
Lineage: Eukaryota; Metazoa; Cnidaria; Anthozoa; Actiniaria; Actiniidae
Biological process (GO): proteolysis
Molecular function (GO): zinc ion binding; metalloendopeptidase activity
Source: RefSeq, a predicted model, not a curated record